CUGGAGCUGUACAGGCACCUCACACAGGAAGAAGUGGAUGAAUUGAAGAACAUCGACGACAAUUUGGUGUCAUGGACAUCCUCGCUUCUCGUUGCCCUCCAAGGGGCUUUCUACACGAGCGUCACAAAGCCCAGCCCUGCAGGCCUAUCUGGAGUCCACAUUCUGAUGGUCGACACCAGCGGGUUCCACAUGAAUGUCUUCGCGAGAACUACGGAGGUCAUGGGGCUACUCAAGGGGAAAAGCGAAAAGCUGGACAGGCUGCACAACGCCAGAACGGCGGCCCCUCCCACACACGACCUCAGCGAAUGGCUCUCGCAAUCAUGCAUCAAUGUUACAGAAGACGGCUGGGUGUUCUCCCUGGAAAAGCUCAUAGACUGCGGUCUCUUGGAGUUGUGCCCAUGGUUUUCUGACCGUAGUAAGUGGUCGACCUGGGCAGAGCGUGUCGCCGAGUUGCGACAGGCCAACUUCGUUGACCAUGAGCCCUCCACCGUUCAAGCCGAUGAAGAGAAACGAGUGGAUCUGGCUAUCGUGGAAUUGGCAAUGGAACUGGUCGAUGUAACACCAGCGGGUCCCGCGCUGGCCUGGGCCGAUUUGUCCAGGGUGCCGAACUUGAAACGCUCUAGAAGCCAGACCAAGAACGCCAAGCGAGAGCUCAUCGUCUUGGUCGUGUCGGUGUAG
This is a messenger RNA of Colletotrichum karsti, 678 nucleotides long. RefSeq lists its product as uncharacterized. The transcript is spliced from 2 exons. Lineage: Eukaryota; Fungi; Ascomycota; Sordariomycetes; Glomerellales; Glomerellaceae. The record is from RefSeq and is a predicted model, not a curated record.